CUCUGGUGGCACCACUGUACUACCUCCUAAACCCGUGUUUGAGUCUUAUCUUAGCACACAAGGAAAACAUCCGGAGUUGUUAAUGUGUGUUAGUGUAGCCCGGGAGUGUACAGCUCCUGGGUCGUCAUAGCUUGUGCAGUGGGAAGCAAGUGACUGCAGAUUCAGUAUUUACUGUUGUGACAGAAAUAACCCUUUAUGGUAGACAUCAGUAAAAGAAGCCAUUAUGUACAUGUGCUGGAACAAAGUGAUCAUUGUCUGUUGCCUGAUGACAGCUGUACUGGGGGCUUUGCAAGAGACCCAUCAGUAUAUAGGCAGUAAUAUUACAAAUAGUUGCUCAGACAUCAUUUUCAAGGACGGGAAUUGUACAUCUGACCUUAUAUAUGUGUUAAUCAAUAAGACGUCACCAUGUAUCUUUAACUGCACAUACAAUAUUUUUCAGAAUAACCCACAUAUUGUGCGUCUAGAAGUUACACUUCGAUAUAAGCAUCCUAUGAAACAUCCUACAUUUGUCUCUGCCCAGCAGUCAUUUUACCUAAAUUCUUGGACCUUGCCAAUCAUGUUCCCUGUUCAUGGAGAUAAGAAGGAGGAGAAUGUGUCACUGACUGUAACUCCUGUAUCAGCAUGGUAUAAACUAUAUCAGUGGGAUGAAGAAGAAACAUCAGUAUUGGUCACAGCAGAGAGUUCAAAACCAUCUAGUAAAUAUGUGUGUGGCAUCCUAGGCUUGCAGAAUGCCAAGUGCCCUGUGGAUACCGAUGUGUCUGGACUUCGAUCUGGUCGUGGAAGAUACCAGACUUUCACAACUCGGGCUGGAAUGAUCGCACGGAAGGAAGAUUUCCCUGAUGGUAUACAUGUUGUUAUCUUCUCCCUACCAGAUGAUGGACCAUGUUCUUUAAAUAUUGGAAGUGAAAGCAACAAGACAGCUCGGACGAAGACUGUAGUGUUGCAGUUAUUCACUCAUGCUACAAUAUGGUCCACCUGGUAUAUCUUCUUCUUGACUGCUGUUGUUUUGGCCAUGUUAGUGUCUCUCCUCACAAAAGGUGCUUUGAUGAUUAUAGAAAGAACUCUGGCAUCUGGAGACGAUGAUGAUGAUGAUGAGAUAGGCUCGAUGAAUUCUGCGAUUACUGAUGGCUUUAAGGGGGGUAGCCUUCGAGUAGAAGAGGCUUUCUUGAUUGGACCUGCUAGUGACAGCAAUCCUAGCAGGCCUCCAAAUUUAGAUACGUUGAGCAGUAUGAGAAUGGAAGACAUGACACCAGAGAAGAAGCAAGGGGAAUUAGGUGAUAUCUCUGAAGGUGUCUUCCUCACUUCCAUCGACCUCCAGUCAUGCAUGCCCACUAAAGUUUGGGUUGAUGCCCCUGGACCUUGCAGUGUCGCAACGGAAGACACUGUCGCAGAUUGGGGUGUCUCUGCAAAGGAAGAAAAUGGUCGUGCGACAUCCUUACUAGUCACCACACCAACCGGGGCUAACAGCAGAGCACAGCUGACGGUGGGACAGCACAACAACGAGCACAGCAGCAAAAGACAUGCUACAGCACAGCAGACAUCUACAGCAGCAGCAGACGAUCUACACCAGCAGAAAGCACGCGGCAAACAUGCUACAACAGCAACAGACAUGCCGCACAACAACAUGCUACACAGCAGCAACAUGCUACAGCAGGAGCAGAAAGAUGCUAAAAAGCACAGGAACGACUACAAAACAGCAGCAGACAUCAAAGCAGCAGCAGACGGUACUACCAGCAAAACCCCGCAGCUGAGGUGGUAA
Molecule: messenger RNA, 1759 nt
Organism: Cherax quadricarinatus
Lineage: Eukaryota; Metazoa; Arthropoda; Malacostraca; Decapoda; Parastacidae
Source: RefSeq, a predicted model, not a curated record